Messenger RNA from Anarrhichthys ocellatus (wolf-eel), 4033 nucleotides. It is a transcript of the gene epn3a, whose product is annotated as epsin 3a. The record is from RefSeq and is a predicted model, not a curated record. The transcript has 11 exons. Gene Ontology annotation, biological process: endocytosis. Lineage: Eukaryota; Metazoa; Chordata; Actinopteri; Perciformes; Anarhichadidae. Bases 1363 to 3240 code for a protein of 625 amino acids. Gene Ontology annotation, molecular function: phospholipid binding; clathrin binding. Gene Ontology annotation, cellular component: endosome; plasma membrane; clathrin vesicle coat.
GGGAAAGUGGAUCGUGGUUCGUAGCGAUUGUUCUGUUUUCUUUUUUAUUCUGUCGAGGUUUAAACUUUUCAACUCGGAAGCACAGCUGAGUCACGGUCACAUACUUCACCGACGCGAUCAUUCCCAUUUGACGCAACGCGCAUGACAAUGGCUCCAGUCGUCCUAGUUUGGGACAAAAAGGGCGCAAAUUGAAUCGAAACCUGUGUUUUUCAUCCAGCGGUUUUUUGGUGUUUCCAGUCUGUGGUUUGUCGACACAUCUGUAGGGCACAAUGAAACAUACGAGCAUGUAGGCCUGAUCCGGGAACAGUUUGCUUCCUAUAAGUGCCCUAUGGAUAAAGAAUGCUCGCUAACGAUGGCCUCACUUUUCACUCUGCUGGAUUUCUCAACAAGAAAAUGUGCUUAUACAGAAUAAUUGAAUAACCUAAAGUGGAAAGCAGACAAAGUAAAUACUUUGAGAGUCCAGUGUGUCACCAUGUCAAGGUCACAAGUUCCAGUACUCAAACCUGUGUGAGAUUAUCUUCCUUUUCUCAGGAAUGUGUCUUAUGUGCAGAAUAAACACUUAUGUGUGAGGUGGAGGAAGUGUGCCGCCUCCCCUGGCUACUAUCGGUUUGACUUAUGUGAUAGUAGUUUGUACGAUAAGCCACAACAUGAAUGUAUCUUCAUUAUGGGUGUGAGUGCAACAGUAAUGGAGGCAUCCUGGAUUAGAAACCCGGCCAAAAGGGUCGGUUUAAUUGCCACUCUUUGAUUUCUCCUGUUACAGCACUUCUCUCUCUCUCUUUCUGUCAUUAGCUGAAUCUAAACCACCACUCUACCGACGUUCAGUUAUAGGAACUGACUAUCUAGGUAUUCCUUCAGACAGUCUCGUCGUGACCCCGGGGAUCGGGAGAUAAUGGGACUUAGUCAUCACAAACGUUUUGUCUCCUACUACCACUUCAUGAUCUACUCACAGCAUAUAGCAGGCUCUCUCAUAGUGUGACUGAUAUUAGUCCCCUUUUAUUCAUAUAUUGGCCAUUUUAAAGCCCAUCUCUCUCAUCUCAUGCCCCCUUUUUCUAACAUUUGGAAAUGCUUACACAUGACUCAGCACUUGACUAAGUGCAUUUCCGUUCUUAGCUGAAUAGAUGAGACAGAUCUGGGAGGGGAAAGUUAUCGGUUCAACUGACUCACCGCCUCGGCUGUGUACAGAGAAGCAGUCCAAUGUCCAGGGCAAUACAUAAACCCACUCGUUGACAUCCCUGCAGUUCCCAGUAGAAGGCCGACUUCAUUGCAUUUCCCCACUGAAACGACCCACCUCACCUGAGGCAACACAGUGGGCUGGCCUGCUGUUGGACUAUCUCUUGACACCUGGGAAACACGACUGUCAUCAUGCAGACCUCAUCGCUCCGCCGCCAGAUGAAAAACAUGGUCAACAACUUCACGGAGCCCGAGAUCAAGGUCCGCGAGGCCACCUCCAAUGAUCCCUGGGGUCCUCCCAGCUCGCUCAUGUCUGAAAUCGCAGACCUGACUUUCAAUGUAGUGGCCUUCACCGAGGUUAUGGGCAUGAUCUGGAAGCGGCUCAACGACCACGGAAAGAACUGGCGCCAUGUUUAUAAGGCGCUGACCCUGCUGGACUACCUGAUCAAAACAGGCUCCGAGCGUGUGGCCCAGGAGUGCCGGGAGAACAUUUACACCAUCCAGACACUGAGAGACUUCCAGUACAUGGAUCGGGAUGGACGCGACCAAGGUGUCAAUGUCCGGGAGAAGGCCAAGCAACUGGUGGCUCUGCUGAAGGACGAGGAGAAGCUGAAGAAGGAGAGAAGCCAGGCACUGAAGACCAAGACGCGUAUGGCGGGCUCCACCAGUGGCUUGGGCUCUGGAUCCCUGCCUCCUCCGUACCCGGGGGGUCGCACAAGCCAGCCCAGCGCGGCAGGGGUCCAUGGGGAUGAGCAUGGUAUGUGCAGAAGCUCACCGUCUUCUUUUCACUCCUCCUCUUCCUCUCCUCGAGUUGCUCCAGACAUGGAGCAAGCUCGGCCCGCGACCAGUGGAGAAGAGGAGCUGCAGCUGCAGCUGGCCCUGGCUAUGAGCCGAGAAGAGAGUGAAAAGCCACCUCCUACAGUGGAUAUUGAUGAACAGACCCAGCUCCAGAUCGCUAUGACGCUCAGCAAGGAGGAGACCCAGAAGCCAGUCCCAGUCCCAGUCCCAGUCCAACCUGCACCUGCUGCACUGGAAAUGGAUGAGGACUCGCAGCUCCAGUUAGCCCUGAGCCUGAGCAAGGAGGAGCACCAGCAGGAGCAACUCAGUCGCCAAGGGCACGAGUCGAUGCUGAAGAAAGCUCUGGAGGACAGCAAACGUGAGAUGGAGUCUAAAGGCGGGACCGCCUUCAUGGACCUGGUAGAUGUUUUUGCGUUGCCCUCAGAUCAGCCUCCUAGUGACCCCCGAUGGAACAAUGCCCCACGCCAGGCAGCUGCUCGUCCGGGGAGCACAGACCCCUGGGACUCCCUGGUAGGCAGCAACAACACCUCAAGAGUAGAUCCUCCCUGGAUGGCACCGCCAACAUCCAACAGCCCCCCUCCACCAUGGGAGCCCCCAGUCAACCCCUGGGAGGACCCGCAGAGCAACCUCAACGCCACCGGCCGAGAAUGGGCCUUCUCUGCCAACACAGCCGCCUCAGGAGUUGAUCCAUUCUCAGUCCUCAAAGGAACUAGCAGGGAACCUUUUCCCCGACCUGGAAGCCCCUCAGAUGGGGAUCUGUUUGAUGAGGUCAUUGAUGGAGGUCAGAUGAAUUUAAAUGGGCGAAGGGAGGACAGUCCUGAGAUAUUUGACCUGUCACGUCUCGGAGAAAGCCUGGCAGCCCCCAGCCCUCGUACAUGCCGGACACCUGAGGCCUUCCUGGGCCCCACAGCGGCAUCCUUGGUAGACCUGGAUAGAUUGAUCCCAGCGAAUCCUCCUGCCAAGACCAUGAACCCCUUCCUAUCAGGCCUCAGUGCUCCGUCAGCCAACAAUCCAUUCCAAGCUGAGCAGCCCAAACUAACUCUGAAUCAAAUAGGCUUUGGCUCCCUCUCUUCAGCUCCCCAGGGCACCUCUCUUCCAUACAGUGCCUCCUUGCCCCUGCCUAUGAGCCACCAGCCUGCCAACCUCCCCGUGUCACUUACUCACCCCCCCCAGCCUGGUCUGGGCCUGCCAGGGACCCUCCCUGAGCCCCUGUUGCCCUUCUCUUCAGCCAGCACUGACGGAUCACAGGCCGCACAGAACCCUUUCUUAUGAGGAUCGACUAAACUGGAGAAAAUAUCCAAGAAAAAAGGGGGAAUGCCUUUAGGUUAUGCUCUCCAAAUAUAACUCUAACUGCAGAUUGAACUUCAGCCCCAAGGACUUGUAUGAACACCCUAUUCUUAGUUUUUAUAUUGUAUUAUAAUACGGUCACCCUUAGAUUGAUGCAAGCUGGUUCUGCUCCUUACUGCAAUAAUCUGUCCUGCUCCUCUUGUCGAUGAUGCAGUAACAGAGUAUAAAAAAAAAUAACACCUUUGUAUCAGAAACCAUUAGUGUCAUGUAAACAUUCUUAUGGCCAUAACCUAUUGCAAUCUGAAAUCAGAAGAAGAAAAAAAAAAAACAUACACAAAAGCACAGUUUGAUAAUAUUUUGUUGUCGCUUCACUUAGCCACAAUUACCAGGCAAAUGUAUUAGGGCUUUUCACUUCGUCAACAAGUCUCUUGCUCACUCAGCUGUUUUGUGUGAUUGGCUUCGCUGGCUACUGCUGCUGGUACAUACAAGUGUAAAAAAAAAUAGAUUUCUUAAAAGAGACCCGAGCUAUAGACCUGUCCGGUUCUUGAAAUGUUGCCGAAUCAAUACGGUUACUGAUGAGAAUUAUCAGUGUGUAGUACUUGAUUUUACUAUUGUGAAAUGAAUUCCUGGGGUUUAACUGAUUGAAAUGUAGUUUGGGAGGACUGGAAGUGCUUCAGAAUUCACUAUAAGCAAGGCAACAUUAGAAAAUGUAUAAAUCAUGAGUUUUAUUGAUUGCUUGUGAACCACUGAUUCAUCAAAUAUAAGGGUACAAUUGGAA